AUGGACGAAACAGUCCUAAAUGACCUCCAAAAACUCAAACUAACCAAAGAAGAAGGAGAAGAAAUCUACAUCACAAGCAAAACCCAAAGCAACCUCCUUGAAGAAUGUUCUUUAAGCCUUUUUGGAAAGCUUCUUUCAGAUCGCCACCAGAAUAGCCGUGCUCUCAAGAAUACUCUCAGAAUGGCAUGGAAGUUGGGAUCUGAUCUACGGAUAGUGGAUGUAGGUAAUGGUAUUUGGCAGUUUAAGUUCAGCUCUAGAUUUCAAAUGGAAUGGGUCGAAAAGAGUGGCCCGUGGAAUUUUGAAAACAAUUUGCUCCUUUUAUGUCGCUGGAGAGCAGGCCUUACCUCAACAAACAUUAUCUUUACUCACUCUCCUUUCUGGGUCCAAGUAUGGGGCCUUCCUUUUGAGUUUAUGAAUGGGGAAGUAGGCAAAGAUGUAGGAGGCACAAUAGGAAAUUUCCUUGAGGUGGAUAAAGAUCCUGGCAAUCCGAUCAAGCAAAGUACAUGCGCAUUAAAGUCGAAGUUCAGCUGGACAAACCUCUUCGCAGAGGAGGUUUCGUUUCCAGUCCAGAGAGUGGGAAGCAUUGGGUGUGGUAAGAUCGGGCAUGAUGUUAAGCAUUGCUUGGAAGCGGCGGUAGAGCAUGAGACAGGCAACCAAUACGGUGACUGGAUGAGAGCGGGCUGGGAUUCAAAAUGGGGACCGAGCAGAUCCCGGUCCACCAGUAGUGAAGGCAGAACCGCGGCGGCAGAAGGCACUAAUGUUGCUGGAAUGCGCGCCUCUGCAAACGUCCUGGGCAUGGCUGAGCCUGACAGCCUCGGUGAAACAAAUGGGUCAAACACAAACCCGGCUUUGGGGUCUGUCCAAGGGGUUUCCUCUGCAAAAAAUCUGUCCUCUCUGCUCCUACGGACGGCGGAUUCUCAGGAUGGAUGGGACAAGACUGAAAAUUUAAAUUUGAAGCGUAGGGAGAAAGCUAAAGGGAUUUCACGUGACAAUAGCAUUAAGGAAAUACCACAAAGCUCUCUGAACCCAAAAGAAGAAAAGCAAGAUGAGCACUCUGCUGUGGGCCAAGCGCAAGAGAUAAAAGGAAAAGCCCAUGAAGCUAUUAGUCCACUAAGGCAAAAACUGGACCGCAAGUGCAAAGGUGUGGCCACUCCUUCUGUGCAAGGCCCUACUAAAGAUACCCAACAAAAGAAAAAAUCCAAUAUGAAGAAAAUAGCUAGACAAGUAGCCCAACAUCAAACACAGGCCUUAGACACAGAAAUGUUUAAUUCAGAUGUGAGACUAGGAUUCAAAAGGCCAGCAUUGGGCUCCAAAAUUGUCUUCCUUGCGGAGACAAAACUGAAUAAAAGAGAAUCAAACAAGAAAAGAAGAUUUAUGUCUCACUUAAAUUGCCUUCUUGUUCCUAGCAAGGGUCAGAGUGGUGGGCUUGCAAUGAUUUGGACUAAGGAUACUUCCCUUGACAUAGUAUCCUACGGCCCUCAUCACAUUGAUGCCAUUGUCACUGAGCCUGAAUCUGGUUUUAAAUGGAGAGUCACCGUUUCAAUGAGUGAAAAACAGGGGGGUGCUCAAAGGUCCCAAAAUCAAAUGGACGGUUUCAGAAAUGUGAUUAAUCUAUGCAACUUUAGGGACCUGGGUUACAAUGGAUCUGAUUUCACAUGGUGUAACAUGAGAGAGGGGGUUGAUAGGAUUUAUAUGCGUCUUGAUCGGGUGCUUGCAACGGAUGACUGGAAAAGUUUUUUCCAAAAUACGAGGGUACAUCAUCUCAUCGACUCCACCUCUGAUCAUUGUGCCUUGCUUGUUUCUAAUAUGGUGGUGGUGCAGCCUCCACAGAGGUGCCGUUUCCAUUUUGAGGCGAUGUGGACGCACAGAGAGGAAUGUAAGGAAGUUAUCCAAGAGACUUGGAAUGCCUGUCUAGACACAAGUACCCCAGCGGGACUUGCACUUAGCCUUAGGAAGUGUGCUGCGGACCUUACAAGCUGGAGUCACUCAGUCUUUGGCCAUAUUCCUAAACAGAUACAAGCAAAAAGGACAGCUCUCCAAUCUCUUGUACUCCGUGAUUCUGAUGGUAAUCUUGGGGCUGAAAUAAAUAGUUUGAGGAAGGAUUUAAACGAACUCCUUGACAACGAGGAAAUUUACUAG
This is a messenger RNA of Quercus lobata, 2139 nucleotides long. RefSeq lists its product as uncharacterized. The transcript is spliced from 4 exons. Lineage: Eukaryota; Viridiplantae; Streptophyta; Magnoliopsida; Fagales; Fagaceae. The record is from RefSeq and is a predicted model, not a curated record. The coding region runs from base 1 to 2139 and encodes 712 amino acids.